Messenger RNA from Clarias gariepinus (North African catfish), 2036 nucleotides. It is a transcript of the gene cd151, whose product is annotated as CD151 molecule. The record is from RefSeq and is a predicted model, not a curated record. NCBI's taxonomy places the organism in Eukaryota, Metazoa, Chordata, Actinopteri, Siluriformes, Clariidae. The transcript has 9 exons. The coding region runs from base 139 to 915 and encodes 258 amino acids. Gene Ontology annotation, cellular component: membrane.
CCCCUCUCUCUCUCUCUCUCUCUCUCUCUCAUUUCCUUGCACACACUCACUCUCACACACAGCGAACAGUAGUCAGAAAGUCAACCGGAAAAGAGGAUCUCUGUUUUCAGCUUGGUGAUUUAUAGUUACAGCAGGAUAAUGGCGCACGAGGAAAAGGCAAACUCCUGUGGAACAAUAUGCCUUAAAUACCUGCUAUUCACCUUUAAUCUGCUUUUAUGGUUGUCUGGUGGUGCUGUGAUGGCAGUGGGACUCUGGACUUUAGUGGAUAAGAGUGACUACAUUAGUCUGCUGUCGUCCAGUACAUAUUCAUUUGCUGCCUACAUCCUUAUUGCAGCAGGAGCCGUUGUCAUGCUCACUGGAAUCCUUGGGUGCUGUGCCACCAUCAAGGAGAACAAAAGACUUCUGAUAGUGUUCUUUGUUCUGCUGCUGUUGAUAUUCCUGCUGGAGAUCAUUGCUGGAGUUUUGGCCUAUUGGUAUUAUCAAGAGUGUUUUCCUUUCUGCUAUAAGCUAAACAAUGAACUGAGAGCGGAUCUGAAAGAGACCAUGGUGCAGAAAUACCAGCAGCCUGGCCAGGAGCAUAUCACCAGAGCUGUGGACAAACUCCAACAGGAUCUGAAGUGCUGUGGCAGUAACAGCUCGUCAGAUUGGAAGGAGGGCGUCUGGAUACACACGUCUGCUGACAGGCGGCUCGUACCUGACAGCUGCUGUAAGACCCCUACUGAUCGCUGUGGAAUGAGAGACCACCCGUCAAAUAUCUACAAAGUUGAGGGUGGUUGCAUCUCCAAAUUAGAGGAGUUUAUUCUUGAACACCUGGUGAUAUUAGGCGGUGUGGGUGUUGGAAUUGCAUUCCUACAGAUUUUUGGGAUGCUCUUUACCUGCUGUCUGUAUCGAAGUUUAAAAGAGGAGCCCUACUAAGACCAUGCAUCCUGUACUCAAACACCAAAUCUACACACAGAGAGUCCUCACACAUUUUACUUUUGCAUUAAUCUUUCUGAUGUGCUGCUAUGCAAUGUAAAUAUUUUGUGUAAAGUGAUGAAGGAAAGUAGACCAUAGUGAUAUACAGUAUUUUGGCUGCAGGGCAGUCAUUUAAAAAGGAAAAGCAUACGAAUGAAUGAAACUGACUUGAUGUGCAUAAAGCUUUGAUGUGCCUGAUAGUCAAUGGAUAUGUAAUUCCUGCAACAGUUUCUUUACUUCAGAUAUGUAUUAUUACUUCUGUAUCAGUUCCCAUAUCUCUACUUCCAGUUAAAUUCACUUGCUGAAAAAAAAUGCUGUUUGGUCUGACCAGCUAUUAAUCAGACAGGGCAAGCUGAUCAAGAUAGUAGACUGUAGUUGCCUGAUAAUAAAUUACUGUUCCAGGUUCCCUAUUACUUCAUUAAAAUUAGUAAAUGCAUGCAAUUUUUGGGUGAUUUUAGGUCCAAGGCUUAACUCUGUUGCCAUAUACCUUCCGCUGCAUCUACAGUCCAAAAACAUUCUAUUUUCAAAUUGUGAGUAGUGUAUAAUUGGUUGUGUCAAUGUGUGCAUUUGUGCCCUGCGAUGAGAUAAGACUCCUUGCAUGAUCUUUCCUGCCUUGUACCCCGAGUUCCCUAGGAUAAGUCCCCCAUAAUGCUACACUGGAUAAGCAGUACAGAAAAUGGAUGAAUGAAUGAGUAAAUGAAAUUUGAGAUACUGCCUGUGUUUUGGAAUAAAAUUUGAGACACUGCCUGUGUUUUGGUACCUGGUCAGACCAAGAUGAUUUUUAUUAGGGCAGUACAAAUUGAAACAAAGGUUCAUUACUAUUUUGUCCUCAAUGUUUUAUAUAUAUACUAAUAGUUCAAGAGAACAUAAAGCUGUAAUACAAGAAUAUUGCUUUGCACUGCUACUGUAAUGUAUUAUAUUUGAAUGUAUUUUUGAAAUUACCUUUAAACUGUAUAACAAAGUAAACAUUGAAAAAAUAUAUAUAUUUCACAGUAUGUAUAAUUUAUACUUGGACUGUAUCCGGUCAGUUAUUUCAGGCUGUAUAAAAGCUUUUGUUAUAUAAAUAAAUUAAAUUGAACUUU